UGCCGCCCGGAGCCGGCCGGGGCGCGCGCUGCAGACCAGCCGGGCGGCAGGCUUGACCCCGCGGCCCGCGGAGGUGGCGUCGGGACCGCGGCGGGGACCCCGCGCCCGCCCGAGCCCGGAGGAUGGCCUCGGUGUUCACGUGCGGCGUGGAGGACCUGCUGUUCGCCGGCAGCCGCUUCGUGUGGAACCUGACGGUGACCACGCUGCGGAGAUGGUCCUCGGAGCGGCUGCGGGCUUGCCACCAGGUGCUGCGGACGUGGUGCGGGCUGCGCGACGUGUACCAGAUGACCGAGGGCAGGCACUGCCAGGUGCACCUCCUGGAUGACAGAAGGCUGGAGCUGCUGGUUCAGCCCAAACUUCUGUCCAGAGAGCUGCUGGACCUGGUGGCUUCCCACUUCAACCUGAAGGAGAAGGAGUACUUUGGAAUAACGUUCACGGACGACACGGGUCAGCAGAACUGGCUGCAGUUGGACCACCGAGUCCUGGACCAUGAUCUGCCCAAGAAGCCGGGCCCAGCCGCCUUGCAGUUUGCCGUCAGGUUUUACAUCGAGAGCAUAUCGUUUCUAAGGGAGAAAACCACCGUGGAGCUGUUUUUCCUGAACGCCAAGGCCUGCGUGCACAAGGGGCAGAUCGAAGUGGACAGCGAGACCCUCUUCAAGUUAGCAGCCCUGGUUUUGCAGGAAGCCAAGGGAGACUACACCAGUGACGAAAGUGCCCGGAAGGACCUGAAGGCCCUGGCGGCCUUUCCCACGCGGACUCUGCAGGAGCACCCGUCUCUCGCUUACUGUGAGGACCGGGCCAUCGAGCACUAUCUGAAGUUCAGAGGACUGACCCGGGGCCAGGCUGUGGUCCAGUACAUGAAGAUCGUGGAGGCCCUGCCCACCUACGGCGUCCAUUACUACGCGGUAAAGGAUAAACAGGGACUUCCUUGGUGGCUUGGCAUCAGCUACAAGGGCAUCGGCCAGUAUGACUUACAGGACAAGGUGAAGCCGCGGAAGUUGUUCCAGUGGAAGCAGCUGGAGAACUUGUAUUUCCGUGAGAAGAAGUUUGCCGUGGAGGUCCACGAUCCUCGAAGGAUUUCGGUGUCUAGAAGGACCUUUGGGCAGAGCGGCCUCUUGGUGCAAACCUGGUAUGCGAACUCUUCUCUCAUCAAGUCCAUCUGGGUCAUGGCCAUCAGUCAGCACCAGUUCUACCUGGACCGCAAGCAGAGCAAAGCAAAAAUUCCUACAGCCAGGAGUUUAGAUGACAUCGCCAUGGAUCUGACAGACACUGGAACACAAAGGGUGUCCAAACUGGUGACCCUGGAGGCGAAGGGUCAGUUCAUCAUGGCCAGCAAUGGCAGCCUAAUAUCCUCAGGUUCUCAAGACUCCGAAGCCAGCGAGGAGCAGAAGCGCGAGAAGAUCCUGGAGCUCAGGAGGAAGGAGAAGCAGCUGCAGGAGAAGCUCCUGAAGAACGUGGAGGAGCUGAGGAGGAUCUGCCUGCGCGAGGCCGAGCUCACGGGCAAAGUGCCCAAGGAGUAUCCCCUGAACGCAGGCGAGAGGCCUCCCCAGGUCAGGAGGCGUGUGGGCACCGCCUUCAAGCUGGAGGACAGCCUGCUGCCCAGCGAGGAGGACCCGGCGCUGCAAGGCCUGGAGAGCAACUUCCUGAUACAGCAAAAGCUGGUCGAAGCCGCAAAGAAGCUUGCCAACGAGCCCGACCUGUGCAAGACGGUGAGGAAGAGACGGAAGCAGGACUACGCCGAGGCGGUGAGGAAGCUGCAGGAGAUCGAAAACGCCAUCAACGAGUACCGCAUCCGAGGCGGGAAGAAGGCCAGCCCGAGAGCCUCGGGCGCCGUGGCCGAUGACAUCAUCCCCUCGGAGAGCAGCUCCUUGUCGGACACCGCCACCUAUGACGAUCCCAAUGAUGCCUUCACGCUCUCUGGGCAGCGACCAAGUUCAGUACCUCACUCUCCAAGGAUCCUUCCCCCCAAGUCUCUGGGCAUUGAGCGAGUCCACUUCAGAAAGUCGUCCUUCGGCGAGCAGUCUGUGGACAGCAGGCAGUCCAGAGAAAUGCUGUCCACCCAGAGCAGCCCCUACAAGACCCUGGAGAGGCGGCCCCCGGGAGGACGCAGCAUGCCCACCACGCCCGUGCUCACCCGCAAUGCCUACAGCAGCACCCACCUGGAACCGGAAUCUUCCUCUCAGCACUGCCGCCUUCGAAGCGGGAGCCUCGAGUCCCGAUCCCACCUGCUGUCCGAGACGGACGACGACAAGCCGUUCCUCUCCCUCUCCAAAUCCCAAAGAAGCAGCAGCACCGAGGUGCUGGACGACGGGUCCUCGCACACCAGCCAGUCCAGCACCGAGUACUACUGCGUGACGCCCACCGCGGGCCCCUACUACACCACCCAGACCCUGGACACGCGCACACGGGGCCGGAGAAGGUCCAAGAAGCAGCACAUGUGCACCUCGAGCUCGGGAAGCAUGCCCAACCUGGCCCAAAAGGACACCUCGCGGACCGGCCUCUACGGCCGGAGCCAGGAGCUGCCCUCGGGCUACUACGUGGCCGGGUCCGCGCCCUACGCCGAGUGCGACCUCUACUACGCGGGCUGUGUCUACGAGAACGACACGGAGGGACACUACAGCGUCAACCCUUCCUACCGCUCCUCGGCGCACUACGGCUACGACCGCCAGAGGGACUACUGCAGGUCCUUCCACGAGGACGAGGUGGACCGCGCGCCCCACAACCCCUACGCCACCCUGCGGCUGCCCAGGAAGGCGGCCGUGAAGUCCGAGCACAUCACCAAGAACAUCCACAAGGCCCUGGUCGCCGAGCACCUGCGCGGCUGGUACCAGCGGGCCUCGGGGCAGAAGGAUCCGGGGCACAGCCCGCAGACCAGCUUCGACUCGGACAGGGGCUCCCAGCGAUGCCUGGGCUUCCCCGGGCUGCAGGUGCCCUGCUCCCCGAGCAGCCGAGCGUCGUCCUACACCUCAGUGUCUUCUACAAACACUUCUGGGAACUGGAGGACCCAGUUAACCAUAGGGCUCUCGGAAUAUGAGACUCCCACCCAUCCGUACACCAGCUGCUACGGCACGGUGUACCAUCCUUUGCCCUCGCCCAGCAGGCAGAACCCAGGGCCUCUGUCCCGGAGCCUGGUGGUGUCUCCAGAGAUGAGAUCAGUUUUGCAUUCCCUCUUGCUAAGCGUAGCCAGCGGUAACAGUACCCAGAGGCCCACCAACUGGACGGUGCAGCUGGGCCCGGGCUGGAGGGCGGCCUGGAGAGCGGGGAGCAGAGGCUGUACUGGCACGAAGAGUCAAAGCCUGGGACAUUAGUCUGACCUGCCGUCGGAGCUCUCUGCCGAGCCUGCGUCUCACCCUGGUGUGCCUUGCAAGAUGUGCGUGUCUCCCCGGCAGGCUGUGGGCUCCAGAGACCCGAGGGGGCCCAGGCUGCCUGCAAAGCAAAUCCCUGCAGCCCAGGCGCCCUGCUCCGGGUCCAGGCCCACCCGGGGCCCCUGCAGGACAGGACUCCGCCGGACGCUUCGGGAAGGAGUAAAUCGACCAAGGCAGACUCAAAAACCAUGACUGUGUUCAGGGAGGGCGACCCCUGGGCGGGCAGGCCAGGGUUUCAGAGCACAAUGGAGAAUGCAGAAGGAAGGGAAACCGGGGGUCCUGGGCCGCGCGCGGCUCAUCGGCAGCGUGACCUUGUGAUCCUCGGAGAGGAGCCUGCCGUGGGGACACGGACAUGAACCAUGUAGACAGUAUUGGAAAAUUACUUGAAGAGAAGCUGGGUUUUCAUGAAGUUCCGAGUGCGUGUAAAUGUGUUUAGGCUGUUGUGAAGAGUGCCCCUUUUCAAAGCACCACGUCGUGGGUUCUGGACAGACACUGCCGUCGCGUCCUGCGAGGUGACUUCUGGUAGCCACGGGGGGGAGGGGGAUGAAGCAGGCCCCCCCUGCACCAGAGUCGGCCUUGAGGGCUUUCUAAGGUACCGCGUCCCGGAGCACCUGCUUUCUUCCCCGUCCUCGGGCAUGAUGAGCGCUUCUUGUCCAGGCUGGGGACCCCCCAUCUUGCCGGUCGGUCGUGUGAAAGAGUAGACUCCGUGCGGAGCGUUUUCACGAUCAAGAGAUCGAAAAAGUAUUCUCAGUGACACAGAAAGGGCCCCAGACAGUCACGAAACAAAACAAAAAGCCACAUCAUCGUAGGUGAACCGUGUGCCUUAAGAUGGUGAACCUUAGCCGGGCGCGGUGGCCCACGCCUGUCAUCCCGGCGGUUCAGGAGGCUGAGGCAGUAGGAUCACGAGUUCAAAGCCAGCCUCCGCAAAAAGCGAGGUGCUAAGCAACUCGGUGAGACCCUGUCUCUAAAUAAAAUACAAAAAAUAGGACUAGGGAUGUGGCUCUGGGGUCCAGUGCUCCUGAGUUCAAUCCCCAGUACCCACCCCCCAAAAGGAAAAAAAAAGAUGGUGAACCUGAGCGAAUUCCACAUUGUCCACAUCCCACCCGCAGUUCCAUAUCCCCCAGUGUCACAAACAAGGUUGACAUAGAUUGAACUCUGAGGCUAGAUCUACCUCCUACCUUCCCAGGAAGAACCGAUUGGCUGUGUUUUAUUGUAGGGUUGGCUGGUUUGUUGAACACACGAUUUCCGUCUUCCAGAGCGAUCGUCACCCACCCUUACUGUGCUUCACAAUCCCACCCACGGUGCUCCUGGACCCUCCCCUUUUCUACAAGUCUCUUGUUCAUAUUGUGAAUAGAAACGUUUCUGAACAACUUUUUUUGCAACAGUUUUUCUAUCCAUAUUCCCAAAGCAUGUAAUAUCUACAUAAAAAACUGAUUUGUUAAACCGGUCCUUAGUCAUUUGUAUCAUUAGAAAUGAAGUCUGGGGGGAAAAAUUUGGAGGAGGAAAAAAAAAAAAAAACACAAGCACAAUAAUAAUAAUAAUAACUUAUUCCUUUUUUCAUAUUUGUAUAGCCUUCUAGAUGCAGAAAUGCCCUUUCGCCUAUUCUUUUACUGUUCUGACUUUUUAAGACCUAUUAUUUUUUUACGUAGGUCAAUAAACUCAAGGUGUGCUACUGAA
Molecule: messenger RNA, 5042 nt
Organism: Ictidomys tridecemlineatus (thirteen-lined ground squirrel)
Lineage: Eukaryota; Metazoa; Chordata; Mammalia; Rodentia; Sciuridae
Source: RefSeq, a predicted model, not a curated record